This is a messenger RNA of Mycena citricolor, 988 nucleotides long. The record is from the annotation of a GenBank genome assembly. NCBI's taxonomy places the organism in Eukaryota, Fungi, Basidiomycota, Agaricomycetes, Agaricales, Mycenaceae.
UCCAGGCCUUCGUGCUCCAAAGCUGCGGGGAGGAUUCGUCGGAAUGGGAGCGAUUGCCGAGAAUCUUUGAUGACGAGGGCUGGUUCCGCUCCGUGCUCGGCCUUGCCAACGAUGGACUGGCGAAGCAGGAAUCGGCUGGGCGAAUUCACGACUAUGUCCGUGUGGGUGUUGUGACGACUUUCCUCGAGCAGUGUGCCGCCCGGAGUCCGGAUCAAACAGAGCGGGACGCGGACUUUGAGACGCUCCGAUUGGUGGGACGCCACGCAGGCAUGCGCAUUCCUUCGGUGGUCCCGACUGGACUGGAACGCCGAUUCGCCGACGCCGCCGCUGCAUUCAUCCGCAAAUAUCCAGAAAACUGUCUUGCGGAUCGGAGUGGGCUCGGCUGGGUGCUUAACUGGGCCGUCUUUGAGGACUUCGGGUGGAUGAGCGAUGUGGAUGCAUUGCGCGUCCUGGACGUGGCUGUGUCGGAGGUGCAGAAGGACGAUCAGCAGGAAUCACACCGGGACCAUGCUCAACGGAUCCGGGAACGGAUACAGAAGCGGCUCCGUCCCGAGGACAUUUUCGCCGCCUUUGUCUCGCUCGUCAGUGGCGGGGAGUAGGAGGGUGUCAUUUUCCAUUGCUUUAGCUUGCAGUCCAUGUAUUCCGUAUGUUCAACGAAAUCAUCUUUGCUGCGUCCAAGAUAUGUACAUAUGCAAACAGACACCUUUGUCACGGUCACACACAUCGGAUCGUCCACGCGACAUGUCACAGAACUCUCUCGAUUGUGCAAAUCCAACAACGAGCACCAGGAAGGCGGUCUUUGGGGAAGCUGCCGUUGGGGAUCACACAUUCGACCCAUCUGAGACAGGAACACUCGCAACUGCGUCCUCAAACUAGGGAGCAGCCCAAAUGCACAAUGGUACACCGGCAGGAACGUCGGCGCAAACGGGGUCUUCUCGGUACCAUUCCGAUAGUUGGGGCAACACUUGCGACUGCGUCCUCAAACUAG